AUUUUACAAAUAUAUAUAUUUGUUAGUACUUGAAAACAUAUGUUACAGCAAAAAGUCGUUUUUUAAUUAGCGUUAUCUUUUAGAGCUUUUAGUGAGGGACAUCUUGUCUCGUGUUUUGUUGUUCGGGCUUUUAAGGUUAAUCACAUGGUUCCCUUAAACUUAAAAACAAAUUCUAUUUUUUGAUAACCUUGGUUGAUAACUAGGGCGGACGGCGAAACUACACGUAUUUAUCAAUGAAAAUCAAAUAGUUGAAGGUAUUAUUAUCCUUUCAGUCGAGUUUUUUACAGGUAAACAGAUAUAAUUCUAACAAUAAAAAUCUCCUGCGAGUGCAUAACUGUAAGAUCGAAUAUAUUCGUCAUUAAAAAUAUCGUUUUAUUAUCAUCACGUGAGUAUCUCAGAUUCGCAACUCCCACUCUGAGACUCAGAUUCACUCUUUUUUUUUCACCUUCUUUACAUGUAAGCGUACUCCUCCACAUUUCAAAACAACUUCACCACAAGCUACUGAGUAGCCAGCAAAUCCAUUUAUAUCAGAUAAACCCGGAAUAAUGGAAAAAAAAAAUCAUUGAGCUUGUUUUGAACGCUUGCAAAAUCUAGCAAACAUGGUAAACAAUCUUUCGCUAGAACUCAAUACUUUCCGUGAUGCGUGAAAAACUUUUUUUGUAGUGAGCGUUGAUUAAUAAUUAAUUGCUUCAAAUGACUGUCAAGAUCAUUGCUAAAAUAAAACGGCCACAGAGCAAUUUUUGAAGAGCAAUACAUUUUUUAUCAAUUUGCGUGUUUUAUAGAAAGCCCUAAGAAGUAAAAUUCGUGCUAAAAACUAUUUUAAAUCCCGUUUGGUUUUCUUUUAUCUAAACCGCAUUGGAAAUAUCGACAAGAGAGUCACGAGAGACGGCCCAUUCUCUAUAUAACUUUCAGCGUAUAACAUACAUUGCUCACGUUAUUGUUCAUGAGUUUCAGAGUCGCAAGCUUAUCACUGCCUACCUUUGUUCUCAUUUUCUUUAGGUGUGUAUGUGUCAUUGCUGGUGAAGAGGAGAUAAAAUGGACGACGAGGCUGGUGACGGGAGAAUAACGGUCAGCAUUGCGAAGCGCAAACUUGGCGGUGUUGGCUUUGUCACGAGUAGACGCAGCGCGAGUCCGUACCUCGCCGUGUCACACGUUGUCAAGGGAGGAGUAGCGCACGAGACAGGCUUGAUUCAGACUGGAGACGUCAUUCUCGAAGUGAAUGGGAAGUCCUUGGAAAGCGUGCCUUACCACAAGGCAUUGGAAAUUCUCGACAAAGUUCCCACCGGCGAGGAGAUGGUGAUACAAGUGCGCGCCAAGGACGGAUUCCGAGCGUAUCUGGAAACGGCCUUCGAUGACAAAGGUGCUGUAAAAACUGUGCGAAAGACGAGAGCAACAUCUCCUUCCAAAGCUCUCACGAACAUGAACAGCGAGUUGAAUGGAGAAGCACACGAGCCAAAAAGCCCCAAAAGGAAGCCAGCUUCGACGAAUGGACAAGACACAAGGAAAGAACAGCAUGUUGUAAACGAAGUGCUGCCGACCCCAACAAUGUCUAAUGGCGGACUGGAUCAUGAUACCAGAGCGUGUGAAAGCGGAAUACUCAGCGCGUCCAGUGAAAUUAAAAAAUGUCCGGUGACAAAUUUCAUAUCAAAACCCCAGCAGCCAAAAUACGUCAGAUUGCAAAACCUGCUUGACGGCCGGUACACGACUGACACACUUCAUCAAAAGGCCAUAGUCCCCAUGAGCUGCACAUCUGGCCGCUGUAUGGGUUCCUUGAUGAUCCCCUAUGGAGGAGAAGCUCCACCCAAGAGGCUAUAUGGUGUACCAAGAGAACCAGAGGAAGUCAAAGUUCAGGCUAACGACUUCCUUCGGCAAUAUUACGGAGCCAUGAAACUUGAAGACAGUCCAGCCCAUAAGCAGCGUUUGGCAGAAGUGAUGAAGGAGAUCGCAAAGAACGGAACCUAUGACCUUACGGAAAAAGAACUGAUCUUUGGAUGUAGAAUGGCUUGGAGAAACGCCUCAAGAUGUAUUGGACGAAUACAAUGGAAUAAACUUCAAGUCUUCGACGCUCGACAUGUUAACACUCCUACAGAAAUGUUCGAAGCGAUAUGCAAGCACAUAAAAUACGGCACAAAUAAAGGAAAUCUCAGGUCCACCAUAACCGUCUUUCCUCAAAGGAAAACUGCCUUCAAAGACUUCCGCGUUUGGAACACGCAGCUGAUUCGUUAUGCUGGCUACAAACAACCUGACGGCUCCUGCAUUGGAGACCCAUCAAAUAUUGAGUUCACUGAGAUUUGUGAAGCUCUGGGUUGGGAAGGUAAGGGAGGCCGUUUCGAUGUUCUGCCUCUCAUUCUUCAAGCUAAUGGUGGAGAACCCGAAAUGUUUGAGAUUCCUCCGGAAAUCGUACUUGAAGUAGAAAUGAAGCACCCAAAGUAUCCGUGGUUUGAGGAGCUGGGAUUAAAGUGGUACGCGCUACCUGCAGUGUCGUGUCUCUGCCUUGAUGUCGGAGGAGUAGAAAUGCCUGCUUGCCCCUUCAAUGGAUGGUACAUGGUGACAGAGAUAGGAGCACGUGAUUUUGGUGAUGCUAAUCGAUACAAUAUGUUAGAGCCUGUAGCUCUUCGGAUGGGCCUGGACACUAAGAGUUAUACCUCCCUUUGGAAGGACCUUGCUUUAGUGGAAAUCAAUGUAGCAGUGAUGUACAGCUUCCAGGAAGCUGGCGUGACUAUCAUUGAUCACCACAGUGCCUCUGAGUCUUUCCUGAAACACGUUGAGAAUGAGAAUAAGCUCCGUGGAGGAUGUCCAGGAGACUGGGUGUGGAUUGUACCUCCCAUGUCAGGCAGCGUUACCCCAGUGUUUCAUCAGGAAAUGUUAAACUACACGUUAAAGCCAAGCUACGAAUACCAGGACGAUCCGUGGAAACAUUAUUCAUUGAAGAAAGAUAAACCUGGCGAUUCUCCAAAGAAGAAAGCUUCAUUCAAGGAAGUUGCCAAGGCAGUGAAAUUCUCCGCCAAACUGAUGAGUAAAGCUUUGGCCAAGAGACAGAAAGCCGUUAUCCUCUACGCCACGGAAACGGGAAAAUCAGAGCGUUACGCCAAGAUGCUUGGACAACUCUUCUCGCAUGCGUUUGAUCCUAAGGUUACGUGCAUGGAAGAGUACGCACAUCCUGAAAUGGAAAAUGAACAGCUUGUUCUGAUUGUGACCAGCACGUUUGGUAAUGGAGAUCCACCUGAGAACGGAGAGGGAUUCGCUCGUUAUCUAUACGAACUCCGGCAUCCUCCCAAUGGAAGUCGAUCGUCGCGCAAUAUGCUGAAACAACUCGGCAGCCUGUUGGUUCAAAAGGAGAAGGAAAGAGGCCUGGCUCUGAUGAAUAACAGUCAACCACUAGCUAAUCUCAGGUAUUCCGUAUUCGGCCUGGGCUCUCGAGCUUACCCAAACUUCUGUGCGUUCGCGCGCUCACUUGACAAAAUCAUCCGAGAACUUGGCGGGGAGCCCGUGUUGAAGAUGGGCGAAGGGGACGAGUUGUGCGGUCAAGAAGAGUCUUUUAAAGUGUGGGCUAAGGACGUGUUUAAGGCUGCUUGCGACUCAUUCUGUGUCGGCGAGGAGAUAACAAAGGAAGCGAGUCAAUCAUUGGAUACCGUGCCAAGCGGCUGGGUGCCAGGCCGCUUCCGUCUUGCUCAGAGUGUGAUUUCUGCUGUCAGUGCUUUUAGUGCUGGUGCUGUAGAUCAUCUGGAUGGAGCGCACAAUGAACUUAUUCAAGGUUUGUCCCAUAUUUGUGGUAAAGCGGUUCGAGCAGCCACUUUGAUGUCAGUGAGGAACUUGCAGUCAGCCGAAUCAAGUCGCUCCACUAUUUCCGUAAAGUUUAAGACAGAGAAUAGCGCAGAACUGCAGUACAGACCUGGAGAUCACGUGGCAAUUUUUCCCGCCAACCGUCCGGAGCUGGUACAGGCUUUGAUUGACAAGUUAUCAGAUGACCUUGAUCCCGAUAAUCCAGUCGUUGUCGAGGCCCAACGAGAAGACAAAGGAACUGCCAAGAAAUGGGAAGCUUUCAGUCGUCUUCCAUCUCCUGUCACCGUGCGACAAGCUCUGUCACGCUACCUGGACAUUACUAGUGUUCCAUCUCCUCAGAUCCUUAAAUUUUUAGCUGUAAUGGCUACUGACCAGGCAGAAAAAGAAAAGCUGGAAAUUCUUAGCCAGGGUAAUAAUCGAUAUGAGGAUUGGAAGUUUGGAAGCGAAUGCAACAUUCUAGAUGUUCUGCAAGAAUUCCCUUCGCUGAAAAUUCCUGCUGAAUUGCUGCUCACACAGUUACCCUUGCUGCAGCCGCGUUUUUACUCCAUCUCGUCGUCACCAGACCUCUUUCCUGGUGAAGUUCACCUCACGGUUGCAGUGGUACAAUAUAACAAGAGAAGUGGUAAAGGUCCAGUUCAUCAUGGCGUUUGUUCCACGUGGCUGAACAGUUUACAGCCUGGAGAUAAAGUGCCUUGUUACGUCAGACAAGCCCAGACAUUCCAUAUGCCCGAAGAUAGCACCGUUCCAGUUAUCAUGGUGGGGCCUGGGACGGGCAUAGCUCCAUUCCGAAGCUUUUGGCAGCAGCGUCUGUUUGACAUAAGCAACAAAUGUCCUCCCAAACCCAAGACCUGUGACGUCACACCAGACUCAAGCCCUCAAAUACGCCGUCGAAAUUUUGCUGUGUCCGGGGACGAUUCUCCAGACUCCAGCCCUCGAAUACAGCAACGUAUUUUCACUGGUAAUUCUUCUUUGCAACGCCAGAUUUUCUCUGAAAAAGACGACGACACCACUGUUGCUAAUGGCAAUACCCUGAACGCGCAUUUAGGAAAAUGGGGUGAAAUGUUGCUGUUUUUCGGGUGCAGAAAUUCCACUCAAGAUUACAUCUACAAAGAUGAAAUGGCGCAAGCGAAAGACAAGGGGGCAUUGACUGAGAUAUGGGCAGCUCACUCACGUGAACCGCAGCAGCCAAAGAGAUAUGUUCAAGACAUGCUGAAACAGGAAGCAUUUGACAUCUGUGAAAAAAUGCUGAGCCAGAAAGGACACUUUUACGUGUGCGGUGAUGUGUCAAUGGCUGAAGACGUUUGUAGAACGCUGCAGACUCUACUUCAAGAAUACGCCGCCAUGUCGCAACAAGAGGCCCAGGAGACAGUCGACAAAAUGAAGAGUUCCGGUCGAUACCACGAGGAUAUUUUUGGAGUGACUUUGAAAACGAGAGAAGUGACAGACCGCGUACGAACCGCGGCUAAAAGAUCCUGGUUGUACUUAAAGGCCUCAAGCAGGAUGACCUUGAAAAGUGAACAAAGAUCUCAACGACAGCAAUUAGCGAGAGCACCUGCCAUCAAAGUAGUCACGGGCGAGGAAGGCGUGGACGGCAUCCAAGCGUAGAGAGCAACGGCUUGGAGAAAAGAACGCCAGCAAGGUGUAAAUGCAGGACGAUAAUGUAAUAUCAAGCAAGGAAAAAUCAACUGGUCAGAGCUGGAUGGAGUAGAUACGACAAAGAUAAGAAUAUCAGUUGUGAAUUUAUUUAACUGAAACUUUUCCCAAAAGACAUGGCAUUUUUUUUCCAUGAAAUAGUUUAAGAACCCUAUAUUUCAAAGGGUAGCAAACUGGUCUGAUUAAUUUUAAAUGAAUUCCAUCUCGGCGAAAUAUCAUCUGCUUACGGGAGAUUUUCAAACCAUGAGGCGAGAUUAAAAAUUUAAUUUGAAGUCUGCCAUAUCUGUUGGAAAGGUUUUCAGAUCUUUUCUCAGGACCAGGGGGGAUUUAAUCAUGAGCGAUCACUGCAUUUCAUAAAAGCAGUUUCUUUUAUGUCAAUUGUAUUUUCAUUUUGUUUUUUGUCGAGGAAAAAAUUCGUGUUGGAAAUUUCGUGGAGCUAAUCAUCUCGUUCAACUUUAUUUUGUUUACAAUGUUCAGAAUUGUAUGUGAUAGUGUUUGGGUUGCAUUGAUCGCUCAAGGUCCUGAUCUAAACACAAGAGGUACUUUUAAGGUGGCACUGUGUGGUCGAGUUACUAAAAUUAUGCGCGAGGUCGUACAAAACAAUCAACAAAUGAAAUAGACUUUUUGGCAACUAUUGGUCAGGCUAGCACGUAAUUGGCACCAAAUGUUAGUAAAGUUGAUCCAAACAAUUUUCAAACAAUCCACUGACAAUGCUUUUGAUUUUUUUUUUUUUGCGUCAGUCAGUGAAACUGACCAGGGUUCAAUCAAUGUUUAUAAAUUCUGAUGAAAAAUAUUUUAAUAAAGUGAAAGGAGUUUUUUUGUGCAAAAAUGAAUCACAAAUAUCGAUCGAUUGUAAAACGAACCAAACUUGGACGAGAAGAAUUUUGAAUUUUUUAAAGAAAUUUAACAAGUUGAGCAUUUAUUUUUGGAAAUUUCCAACAAUAUUGGAAACAAAAUGUUCAUUUUAUAACGAUGUUGACCGUCUAAUUUUAAAAUGCCUUUGCAUAUUCAAAGUUUGAACCAUUCAAGGAGAGGAAUAAUUUACAGAAAUUAACGACAAAAAAUUUAUUUGAAUGAAAAGGAAAGAGUCAAUGAUUCAAUAUUACUAUUAGAAUUAAUCGUCACGAAUGCAUCAGGUAUAAACUCGUUAAAUUUUUACAAAAAUAGUGGUGUUCUUGGAACCAGUUAGUUAUCGUAUUAUUAACAUUUUUUACCCAAUAUACACUCGACACGCAGGGCCACCUUGAGGUAACUUAAAGUGAAUAUGGGAUUUUUGAAAUUAUUUUUGUACACUGGAAAAAAAUUGCGAGCUAAUAUUAUUUGUCGAGAUAUUUUGGUUUUAAUUUGAGGAAAGUAAAGAAAUUUACAAUCGAUCAAAAACCUAUAUUCUCUUGUCGCUUUCAGUGAGGUUUUAAAGAAUCAUGUCUGGUUUCAACUGAGCAACAAUGAUCACAUCGACAUACAUUCGCUAGUUCACAGAUUAACUUUACAGAAAAUAUUUUGUUUUCUGUUUUUGUUUUUGCCAUGAUUUACAGUUCUCAAAAUCACAAAAUUCUUCUUAAUAAUUCACGUUUUCCCAAUUGUCUAAAGAGUCUUCCAGAGUUUUUCUCUGGCAUAAAUUUAUGACAUGUGUGUUUAUAUUUCUGUUGGAAUAUUGAAAAACAAAUUAUCAGUUAACAAGUUCAUGCUUAUUCGUGUCGUGAUUUAUAGUUUCUAAAAUCGCCAGAAACAAAGGAAAAAAAUUCGCUUUUAUAUUUCUCUCAUGAACAUUCAUGUUGUUUGCAAUUGUCUAAUGAAUCUUCCAGAGAGUUCUCUCUGCCAAAAAUUUAUCAAACGUGUGUUCAUAUUUCUAGAGGACGAUUGAAAUAUUGAAAAAAUUCCAUUAGUUAAUAUAACAUUCACGCUUACUUGUGUCGUGAUUUAGUCGCCAAUAAUUUUGCUUUCUUUUUCUCUCAACAAUAAACAUGUCAUUCUCAAUUGUCUAAUGCGUUUUCCAAAUCUGUUCAUACUUCUUGUGGAGGAUUGGAAGAUUGAAAUAAAAUUGAAAUACUCUUUGACAACCAGACGUUGAUUUUUAAACCCCCACGUCAUUUAAUGUUAUAGAUUCGUCGAAAUCGGUUUCUGACCGCUACACAGGACAAAGAACGAAUUAAAACGUGCAGAAGUUAUUACAAGCAGAAACACAAUUGGCCAUUUUGUUUACAUUUUAAUCAAAACACUAAAAUUGCAUGUUUUUUUCCUCGAGUUUUCGAUGAUUGUUUUGGAUUCAUGUUAUUUGUCCUUUGUAGCAAGCUGAAACAGUCUUGUUAGAUAGUUUUUAGUUCUAGAAGAUAACAGGGCAAGCCAUAACCUUUUUUGCUAUCAGAGAGCGUUUGGCGUUACGAAAUUUUCAGGAUUUUUUUCUUUUGUAAAUUUUCUUGUUUUAGUGUUCUUUUUUUGUAGUAUUAACUGCAACGUGACGGAAUUUUUAGGCUUUGUUAUUUUUUUAUUUGUUUUAUGAAACAAGAUUAUGGCUUGCCUGUGUUAUAUUCUAUAACUACCGUGAUGAAGUCAUGUCUAAUAGUCAGCCCUAAAACGACGAACAACUGGAGAUCUAUUUCCAGGAAUUAGAAGAACAAGUUUGAAUCAGUAGAACUGCAAGGUUUUAGCGUAUUAGGUUGAAUAUUGUGGAAGUGGAAGUAUUUUUAAAUCGCUGUAUUUAAGAGAGUUUAUACAGUUGAACUAACUCUUUAAAAUUUAGCAAUUUCGAAGUGCUCUACUUUCUCAAUAUUCAACUUGAUGUGUUGAAACUUUGUAAUUCUACUUAUUUGAACCUGUUCUUCUUAUUUCUGUAAAUAGUUUUCUUGCUGCUUGUCGUUUUAGAGUUGACUGUUAACGCGACGUUAUCGUGGACUGUAGAGUACACCAUUUUGUACACGAAACAUUGGUUCUCGAUCAAAAUUUCUAUUUGGUGGAUUUUUAACUCUAAAUUCCAACGAAAACGUUAUUUUAGACUCAAAAGUUAGUGUACAAGAUGGU
Molecule: messenger RNA, 8454 nt
Organism: Orbicella faveolata
Lineage: Eukaryota; Metazoa; Cnidaria; Anthozoa; Scleractinia; Merulinidae
Product: nitric oxide synthase 3-like
Biological process (GO): nitric oxide biosynthetic process
Molecular function (GO): nitric-oxide synthase activity; flavin adenine dinucleotide binding; FMN binding
Source: RefSeq, a predicted model, not a curated record